GACUGGAAGGAAGGAGCCGGGUCCCUGGCACUGCUAUGCCAACCGAACUGUGCCGGGCCGUGGGAAUGCACGCCAUCCCCGACCUCCACUCGUCGCUCCCACUGCGACUCCUCAACAAGGGGCCCGAGUACCUCCGCAGGCAGAUGGAGGCAGGCAGCCCCGGCAGGAAAAGGGACGUGGAGAGGCUGGCAGCCGAUAAGGCCAAGUACGUGAAAAGCCAGAGGGUCAUCAGCACCAAGCAGGAGCCUGUCAUCCUGCUUAGCUCGGCCUCGGAGAGCAGCAUCGAGACGUGUUCAGCGGAGAGCAAAAACACCAGCAGGGAUUUUGGCCGAGGGAAGGGCGCGAAGCCCCUGGAGCUGGCUAAGGCGGUGUACUCCUGCCGGGACCCCUCGCAGCACGGCCCCCCCAUAGCCAGGCGCGGCAUCCCCAGGAGGCAGAUGCGGCCGGAUUCCCUGGUGAUUUACCGCCAGAAAUGUGACUUCGGGAGAGGUCAAAGCCAGGACAGCUCACGAGGGAGCUUGGUGAGGAGGAUCUUCCAAGGAUCCGUAAAGGAGAAGCAGUUGGCUUCCUCUGAGAUGCCCAGAGUCAUGGAGGACACUGCAAGCACUGAGAGCAAAGAGCCUCCCUUGGCGAAAGACGAUAACCAUGAGCCGAGCAAGCAUGGAGGGGAUCAAACCGUCGCGGUGAGCACUGAAGCCUCAGGGAUAUAUACAAAAGAGCAUGAGAGACCCUCAAAACUGAAUAUACCUCCUGAGGAGGUCAAGGAAGUGAAGAGGAGAGGUCUCCAUCGCUCCCAGUCGGACAUCAGCUCUCGCUACUCCAAGUCCUUCUCCGAGUUUGAUACGUUUUUCAAGUACUGUGGCUUGGAGCAGGAGGUCAUCGAGGAUCUCGGGAGAGAGAACUUCUCUGUGGUGUCUGACAACGUCUCCUUCAAGAUCCGCAGCAUCAGCGUGGCCACGUCCGAGAGCGACUUCACGAGGCACAGCGGGGAUGAGGGGCUGCUGGAGGAUGAACUCACGGAGCAGGUGCCGAGCAGCACGUCUGUGAUCGAGCGCAAUGCUCGCAUCAUCAAAUGGCUGUACACGUGUAAGAAAGCCAAGGAGGCUAACAAGUCCAGGGAGGUCUCCAAGACAAAAGGUGCUGAGAAUUUUGAAUGUUUACAACUUGCCAAGAAAACUGGUGAUAUACCAGAAAAACAAACAGCAUCAGAGAAAAACAACCUCCAGAUCAAAGUGUACAGCAUGCAGCAUGAAAAGGUCCUGGACGUGACUGCAAACUUAAACAUUGCCCAGGACAAAUAG
Molecule: messenger RNA, 1301 nt
Organism: Apaloderma vittatum (bar-tailed trogon)
Lineage: Eukaryota; Metazoa; Chordata; Aves; Trogoniformes; Trogonidae
Gene: FAM110C
Product: family with sequence similarity 110, member C
Exons: 3
Biological process (GO): positive regulation of cell migration; regulation of cell projection assembly
Cellular component (GO): cell cortex
Molecular function (GO): alpha-tubulin binding
Source: RefSeq, a predicted model, not a curated record